AUGAUACAAUUCCGCCCUCGUAGACCGCCAAGGAUAGUCGAUGCUAUAUUCCGACAUUCACACUCACACGCUACUCUUCACAAGAAUGAAUCCCAAUCCUCAGCGCGUACUUCCCUUCCAUCACUCUUCAAUAAAACACCACACAACGCCGCCGGAGUGCAACUUCUCACUCCCUCCCUCCGUGCCCAACUCUUCCCUACUUCCACCUUCCCCCCACCGCCACAGCACACGAUCCACCGUUCACUGGAACAUCUCUCCCAGCACGGGCUGGACACUUCCUCUGCCUCCUCCCUCCCUCCCUUGGAACUCCCUCUCCCGCCCUUAGUAGGUCAAAACCUCGACGAACACUUCCACCGUUUAGGACGCGCGUAUGCCGAGCCUAGUCUCUCCCUCUCACGCGCGUUCGCACGCGUUACUCUCCCCCUUGUGCCGGAAACAUGGGCCCUAGUGAGCGGGUGGACGAUGUACACUUCUGACGGGUCUUGCGAGCCUGUUCCCCACCUGCCGGAAGACGAACAAGCAGCAGUAUUCGACGUUGAGACCAUGCCGCAUUAUUCGCCCUACCCCGUGAUCGCCUGCGCAGCAACGGAACGAGCUUGGUACUCCUGGCUCUCUCCCUGGAUACUUGGGGAGUCCUCCGACCCGCAGCACCUGAUCCCUCUCGGCCCGGUGGGAGUCGUAGUAGGGCAUAACGUGGCGUUCGACCGGCAGAGAGUGAGGGAAGAAUACGAUCUGAGGGGCACGGGAACGACUUGGGUCGAUACGAUGAGCUUGCAUAUCGCUACGCAUGGGAUCUCGAGUCAUCAGAGGCCGGCGUGGAAUAAGUAUAAAGCGGGGAGGAGGGCGGCGAGGGUUAGGGCUGUGGAGAGUGUGGAUGCGGUAAGGGGGUUGAUUGAGGAGUAUGAGAGGGAGCUUGGGGAGCUGGAGGGGGAGGGGAGGGAGGAGAUGGAAAGACGUAUCCAGGAGCUCCAAGAGGGCCUACAAGCGCUUAUACUCCAGCAAGAAGAGGGCGCAGGAGUGUUCUCCGACGACGCAGUCACAGUCUCACUCGCAGCCACCUCCGACCCCGACCCUGACCCCGACUCCGACUCCGAUCUGAACGAAACCGACCCCCAGCGUGGCAAGAGAUGGGAAGAGAUGUCCUCCGGGAACUCACUGGUCGACGUCGCCCGCCUCCAUUGUGGUCUCACGAUCGAAAAAGACGCGCGGGAAGACCUGCUCACCUUUUCCCGGGAAGAGAUCACCAGGGACUUACCGGCGUACAUUGGGUAUUGUGCUGGGGACGUAGCGACCACGCAUGAGGUGUUCAGAGUUGUUCUUCCCUCUUUUCUCGCCACUUGCCCGAGUCCGGUCACCUGGGCUGGGGUGGGGACGAUGGGCCAGUCUUUCCUCCCGGUCGACGAGGGGUGGGAACACUAUAUCAGGAAAGCGGAAAACAAGUACCGAGAGCUAGAAGGGAGGGUCAAACGGAAUUUAGAGAUGCUGGCUGAGAAGGCUAGGUACGGGGGGUGGGAGGGCGCGAAAGGGGACGUGUGGUUGGAACAGCUCGAUUGGGAGAUGAAGAGGAAGAAGAGGGCGAGAGGAGCCGGAGCAGGAGCAGGCGAAGGAGCAGGAGAAGAGCAGGGCGUACCAGCCUGGUACUGGGAAUUCACAGCCCACCCCCCUCUGGCCGAACAGAACGUACGCCAGUUCCUACCCCUUGUCCUAAAGCUCUCAAUAGGGGGGUCGGCACUGGUCUAUUCCCCUAAAGUUGGCUGGGUGUGUAGGGUGCCGUUUACUGAGCCGCCGGUGGAGGCGCCUUUCGCGGCGGGGGAAGGGCGGGAGGGGCAGGGGCAGGGAGAAGGCAGGGGAGGGGAGGGGCAGGGAAAGGAGGGAAAGGGGCAGGAGGGGAGGUGGUACAAGUUGGGCAGGGCGGCUGCGCACAAGCUUUUGGCGAAGAGGUUCAGGGGGUUGGAGGCUGGUGGUGCUUCCCCCUCUGGGGGGGAGGGAGCGGGUGACGGGGGAGAGAAGAGCGUGUGGAGACGGCUGGGAGAGGGAGAGAGGGGUGAGCAACUGGAAGCUGAGGUUAUGAGGUUGGUGGAGCGGUUGAGGGAGGAGGGGAUGAGACUUGGAUUUGGGCGUGAGGGCGAGGACCCCUGGGAAGCCCAGCUCGACUGGACGCUCGUCACCCCCCGUCCUCCUCCCACGGCCGACAAAUCAGAGACCUGGCCUAAAUGGUACUGGGACCUAUGUACCUCUUCCGCCCCCGGGGAGCAGCCAAAGCUGGAGAUCACCCCCCGCUCCCGAGUCGCUCCCCUCCUGCUUAAACUCCGGUGGCAGGGUUACCCGCUCUUUUACUCCAGGCAGCAUGGGUGGACGUAUCGUGUCCCCCCCUCAUCUGUGUCGACACACAAGACUCGCCAGAAGCCUCUCUCUUUUACGCAUGACGAUGACCUCCCCCUCGCGCAGGCGGUUGAGGGAGGGUCUGGGUUUUAUAAGCUGCCGCAUAAGGCUGGGGAAGAGAGUAAUGUUGGGAACCCUCUGGCGAAGACGUUCGUAAAGUAUGCUUCGGAUGGGAUCCUUACGGCCGACAAUGGCGAGGACGCGGAUGCGGAUGCGCAGAGGUGUGCGGCGGACGCGAUGGAUAUGAACGCUCAGUGCUCGUAUUGGAUCAGUGCUAGGGAUCGGGUUAUGAACCAGAUGGUGGUUUGGCAGGAUCAGGCGACUUCGGCGUCGGCUCUCGACAUGGGCUUCGCGAACGAGCCGAACAACCAAGCCCCGGGCAAGAAACGUGGGAUCAUCCUCCCCCAAGUGAUCGCCAUGGGUACCGUCACCCGGCGAGCGAUCGAGAAGACCUGGCUGACCGCCUCGAACGCCAAACCUAACAGGGUCGGUUCGGAGCUCAAAGCGAUGGUGCGUGCGCCCGAGGGGUAUUCUAUCGUCGGUGCGGAUGUCGAUUCGGAGGAGUUGUGGAUCUCGAGCGUAAUGGGAGACGCCCAGUUCGGGAUGCACGGUGCGACUGCGAUUGGCUGGAUGACACUUGAAGGCACCAAGGCGAAUGGCACGGACUUGCAUUCCAAGACUGCGAAUAUCUUGGGUAUCUCACGUGAUCAGGCGAAGAUAUUCAACUAUUCUAGGAUAUACGGUGCGGGGCUCAAGCACGCCCAGCUGCUCAUGCUACAGAGUAACCCUAAGCUGCUGGUGGACGACGCCAAGUCCCUCGUACAGAAGUUGUAUGCGAGCACGAAGGGUCAGACGACGCGCACAGACAGGUUCUUCGACCGCAAGUUCUGGUUCGGGGGCACAGAGAGUUUCCUAUUCAACAAACUCGAGGAGAUCGCCCUGAGCGACAAGCCCCUCACGCCUGCUCUCGGCUGUGGCAUCACUCGAGCACUGACGAAGGAGUAUCUAGACCCGUCGGAGUACCUUCCUUCCCGGAUCAACUGGGUCGUCCAGAGCUCCGGGGUCGACUAUCUCCAUUUGCUCAUCGUCGCUAUGCGCUACCUUAUACACAAGUACGACAUCUCCGCCCGAUACCUUAUUUCGGUACACGACGAACUGCGCUAUCUCGUCAAGGACGAAGACCGUUAUCGCGCUGCGCUAGCUCUUCAGAUCGCGAACAUCUGGACGCGCAGUCUGUUCUCCUUCAAGCUAGGGAUGGACGACCUUCCUCAGGGCGUGGCUUUCUUCUCUGCGGUUGAUAUCGACAAGUACUUGCGUAAGGAAACGGACAUGACCUGUGUUACCCCCUCGCAAACCGAGCCUCUCCCACCCGGUCAAAGUUUGGACAUCGAGCAGUUACUCAAGGUCACUAACGGUGGUAUCUUAUCCGCUCCAGGGAAGACGAUGCCCGAGUCGAAAGAGGAAGUUGGCGAUUUGGAAGGCUACGUCCCCCCGGAUUGUAUGAUUCACCGUUCCACCUCCCCGGCGUGGCUUCGCGCUCAGGCCACCAGUGAAUUGAGCGAAAUCCGCAUGCUCUGGAAAGCCGAACAAGAAAAGUCGGGGAAAGGGAAGAAAUUGAAAACGAAGCCAACAAAGGCCGAGGGAAAAAGUGAAAAGCCGAAGCGGGCGACUCCAAAACGCCAAGCAGGGACGCAGGUCGUCACUGUGACCGCUGCCCCUAUCACCCUGGAGCUCUGGGCGGAGCAGCAGGCUAAUAAUAUCUUAAUGAAGAAGAUGUAACGUUUAUCCUAUAAUAGAUUUGCUGUGUUCGAUUGCACACAUUGUACUCUUCAUCAUAAUACCAGUCUAGUGCACCAUCCAA
Dacryopinax primogenitus is the source of this 4243-nucleotide messenger RNA. RefSeq lists its product as uncharacterized. Gene Ontology annotation, biological process: mitochondrial DNA replication. Gene Ontology annotation, cellular component: mitochondrion; gamma DNA polymerase complex. The record is from RefSeq and is a predicted model, not a curated record. Lineage: Eukaryota; Fungi; Basidiomycota; Dacrymycetes; Dacrymycetales; Dacrymycetaceae. The coding region runs from base 1 to 4161 and encodes 1386 amino acids. The transcript has 6 exons. Gene Ontology annotation, molecular function: DNA binding; 3'-5' exonuclease activity; DNA-directed DNA polymerase activity.